Trametes versicolor FP-101664 SS1 is the source of this 1449-nucleotide messenger RNA. RefSeq names its product DnaJ-domain-containing protein. Gene Ontology annotation, biological process: protein refolding; response to heat. Bases 38 to 1357 code for a protein of 439 amino acids. The transcript has 12 exons. Gene Ontology annotation, cellular component: cytoplasm. The record is from RefSeq and is a predicted model, not a curated record. Gene Ontology annotation, molecular function: Hsp70 protein binding; ATP binding. Lineage: Eukaryota; Fungi; Basidiomycota; Agaricomycetes; Polyporales; Polyporaceae.
CUUCUCUCUCACCCCGGCCCCGCGCACGUCUCUCGAAAUGCCGGUCGAGACUGAAUUGUAUGACCUUCUCGGGGUCUCCCCUUCUGCCACCGAAGAUGAGAUCAAGAAGGCGUACAGAAAGAAGGCGAGAGAACAUCAUCCGGACCAGAAUCCUGAUGAUCCCUCGGCACACCAGAGGUUCCAGGAGAUGGCGUCCGCGUACGAGAUCCUGAGCACGUCAGACACGAGGGAAGUCUACGACAUGUAUGGUAUGGAGGGGAUGUCGCGCGGUGGUGGCGGAGGUGGCCCGGACUUCGGCGGAAUGGGUGGUAUGGAUCCCGCAGACAUCUUCGCGGAGCUCUUCGGCGCAAGUAUGGGUGGCUUCGGUUUCGACCACGGCCCCUCGCGCGGUCCGAGACGAUCGAAGGGCCAAGACUCCAACAUCCCAUACGAGGUCACGCUCGAGGAUUUGUACAACGGGAAGACCGUGAAAAUGAAUAUGGAAAAGGAGGUCGUCUGUGGGAUUUGCAAGGGCUCGGGUGCGAAGGGGAGCGCGAAACCAAAACCUUGCGUGAAGUGCGAGGGCAAGGGCUGGACCACUGUCACGACAGCACUCGGACCGUCAAGACUUGGCACGCACAGAGCCAUGUGCUCAGAGUGCGAAGGUCAUGGCGAGAAGCUUAGGGAGAAGGACAGGUGUAAGAAGUGCAAGGGAAACAAGACGGUCAAGGACAAGACCCGGCAGGAGAUCUACAUCGAGCGGGGUAUGGCUGACCGGCAACGUGUUGUCCUCGCUGGGGGCGGCGAUGAGGAGCCCGGCAUUCCACCAGGCGACGUGAUCUUCACUCUGAAGACGCGCCCUCACGAGUCCUUCGAGCGGUCAGGGAACGACUUGCUCACGACCGUGCAUAUCACCCUUUCAGAAGCCCUCCUUGGCUUCUCGCGUAUCCUUAUCACGCAUCUCGACGGCCGCGGGGUUCACGUAUCUAGCCCUGCAGGCAAGAUCAUCAAGCCCGGAGACAGUAUCAUCCUCCGAGGAGAGGGCAUGCCCAUAUACAAGAACCCCGACCAGAAGGGCAACCUCUAUGUCAUGCUCGAGAUCGACAUGCCGGAAGAGAGCUGGCUAAAGACCAUCGACACCAAGGCGUUGGCAGGCCUCUUGCCGCCAAAGAAGCCCGAGAUGGACCCAAAACCGGCUGUGGUGGACGAGGUGCCGUUCGAGGAGAGCGACAUCGUGGACGUGCGUGCAACGCCUUUCAACGCUAGUUCAAGCUUCUUUGAUCACGCGUCUGGUUUCCAGUUCGGCGGCGACGAGGAGGAUUGGGAGGAUGAUGAGGAUGACGACGACGGCGCGGAGCCCGAGUGCCGCCCGCAGUGAUGACGACCUUCAUAGAUGUCGGGAUGCUUUUGGGAUAUUCACGUUGGUUCCUUCUUCAUACUGUACACCACCAUCUAUUAAACACAUACCCC